AACUCUCCAGGAGAGAUGACCAGCAGCUAAAAUCCAGUCUGAUGAGGCGUACAGGAACAUCAAAAGAAGCUAUUCUACGAAAUGAUGAGGAGCUGAGGAUUGUGAUGGUGGGGAAGACUGGAAUUGGGAAGAGUGCCACAGGAAACACCAUUAUUGGGCAUAACUGCUUUGAAUCAAAGUUCAGCGCCAAGUCUAUGACUGAUGAAUGUUCUAAGGCCUAUGCUGAAGUGGAUGGACAAAGGAUUUCGGUUAUUGACACCCCAGGACUCUUUGACACCAGGUGGGACCAGGAUAAAACACAUAAAGACAUAGGCCAGUGCAUCUCCUAUUCUUCUCCUGGACCCCAUGUCUUCCUGGUUGUCAUCGCACUCGGCAGAUUCACAGAAGAGGAAAAGCAGUCAGUGCAGAAGAUCAGAGAAAUGUUUGGCCAGGAUACAGACAAAUACAGCAUGGUUCUCUUUACUCAUGGAGACCUUCUUAAAAACACCACCAUUGAGGAGUUUUUAAAGGACAGCCCAGACCUGCAGGAACUUGUGGCCAGGUGCAACGGUCAGUACCAUGUCUUUAAUAAUGAUCUGGAGAAUCGCUCGCAGGUCACCGAGCUGCUUAAGAAGAUCAGAACCAUAGUCCAGAAGAACGGAGGAAGCCACUACACCAAUGAAAUGUUCCAAAAGGCAGAAAGGGCAAUUGAACAGGAGAAACAACGCAUACUGAAAGAGAAAGAGGAGCAAAUGUGCAAAGAGAUGAAAGAACUGGAGAAGAAUCUACGAGCUGAAUUUCUGAAAGAGCAAAGAAAAAAGUUGGAGGAAAUGCAUGACAAAGAGGCCAGAGAGAAAGCAGAAAAGAAAGGCAAGUGUACAAUUUCCUAA
This is a messenger RNA of Perca fluviatilis (European perch), 869 nucleotides long. RefSeq names its product GTPase IMAP family member 9-like. Lineage: Eukaryota; Metazoa; Chordata; Actinopteri; Perciformes; Percidae. The transcript is spliced from 3 exons. The coding region runs from base 42 to 869 and encodes 275 amino acids. Gene Ontology annotation, molecular function: GTP binding. The record is from RefSeq and is a predicted model, not a curated record.